Paramecium tetraurelia is the source of this 3007-nucleotide messenger RNA. RefSeq lists its product as uncharacterized. The transcript is spliced from 4 exons. Lineage: Eukaryota; Ciliophora; Oligohymenophorea; Peniculida; Parameciidae. The record is from RefSeq and is a predicted model, not a curated record. Gene Ontology annotation, molecular function: protein binding.
AUGUAAAAAUCAGGAUAGCCUUACAUUGAAAAUUCAUUAACCAAGAGAGACGCUCCAUUUUAAUAUGAACCACAAUCAAAAUUCACUCCAUUACAAUUAAUACCUCCCAUAAAUGACAAUUUUAGACAUUUAAAAGGGUUGAAAGCAUCGAGAUCAUAGAAUAACAGUAAAGUCAAAAUCAAGAAGGUUAAACAGAAAUUUCCCUCUUUAAUGGAAUUCGACGAAAUGCAGACUUAAGAUGAUGAACUUGAAUUUAAUGCGUACAAUGUAAAACCCUUUGAUUCAGUAGCUCCUCAAACCUUCAGGAAUAUCUAUAAGAAAAUAGAUACUAUUCUACAGAAGAAGACUCUGUAUCAGAACUAAAAAAUGUCUCUUUUUAGCAGUGUAGCAGAAUCCUCGAAAUCAGAAAAACUAAUGCCGAGAACUCUUGGAUUGAUUCGUACGAAUACAAACAACAACAAAGUACUUGAUGCAUCCAACUUUUGUAUGGGAGACAAGUACGCCAAAGUGUUGUGUUCAGGAGUGAAACUGACUCUGGAUUAUUAUGAAUAAGUGAACCUGAAAAACAACAAUCUGACUAGCAGGUCGAGUGAGUGUCUGAAUUAGUUGAUACCUACGAAGUUAAAGGGUCUCAAUUUGUAAGGGAAUAGUUUGGGUCAAGGAGGACACGAAUUUGUAAAGGCUCUAAACACAAGAUAUGGUCAAUUGCAGUAUCUAAAUUUGGAGAACAACAAGUUCAAUGAUGAUGGCUGCCGAUAACUAUUCAAGAUGUUAUAAGAGAACACUAUCAUGUAGAAACUCAAUCUCUCUCAUAAUCUAAUUACUGAUAAGUCUAUGCCAGAAUUCAAUGUGUUAUUGUAAAAGAAUGCUACUCUCAGUGAGAUCUAUUUACAUUGGAAUCGAAUCCAUCAAAUCGGAGGCUAGUAUAUUAUAGCAGCACUUUUCAUAAAUUACAAUGUCAAAGUAUUAGAUUUAUCAUUCAAUUCUCUUGGUAUCAGAUAUAAAGAUGAUGCUCAAUCUCCAUAAAAGAAUAAGCUACCCUAUUAAACUUGGCCAGAUUACUUCUCUUCCAAGAAUUGUAAUCUUAUGCAUUUAGAUCUCUCCAAUAAUCAAUUUAAUCAAUCCCAAUCUGAAGCCAUUGCAAAAUCACUUGAAGACAACCAUACGAUAUAUGGAUUCCACUUUUCAGGCAAUAUUCAUAGUUCAAUUGACCAUCUAGGAUUUCUAAAUAUCACCAAAUAAACAAUUGAAUAAAAGGAUGUCAUCUUGAAGAAAAAUGAAGAAUAUCAAUCAGAAAUUAUUGGAGCACUUCAAAUACCUAGAAUAGAUGGAUUAAAAUAGAUAUAGAGACAAUCUUAAUUCUAUAAUGAAGUGUGUUGGAUAUGUGAUGGAUGGGUUGAGUGUACAUUCCUCUGGUAACCUAAUCAUUUGGACAUCAAAAGAGAACCAUUAUUCAUCCAUUUGAGUCAUGAACGAUAUGCUCCAAUCAAAAUGGAACUCAUGGAUGAUGAAUAAAGAGAAAGAUCCCCAAUGUCUCGAAAAUCUAAUUCUUACAAAAUAUGGUACGUAUAAAGAAUGGUACCAUCAAAAUAGCCAAUUCGAUUCUUCUUUUCAAGUCCUUUAUUAAAAUAAGCUCAAGUGAGCAGUUAAUAUGACAUUGUUGAUUGGCCCAAAGCUGAAUAAAACAAGAAAGUGUUGUUCUAUAUGAUUAAUGAGAAACACUUAACAUUUCGAAGACCCAGAUAAUGCAAUUAGAUAAUGUUGCCAUCCAAACAAUAAUUUGAUGAAUUACAUUAUGAGCCUAGUGUCCAUUGCAAGCCAAGAAUAAAGGACUAUGGUGGAAUAUUGGAUCUUAUUAUUGAUGAUACAGUCGAUGAGAAUAUUGAUUAGACUGACAAUUUCUUUAAAGAGUGUCAUAGGGAUUCAGAUUAAGAAUUCUCAGAUUGUUUUGAAUGGGAUUGGAAUAACUCACAAUUAACCAAACUAAUUAAAGAGUAAGAUCAACUUAUUUAAGUUAAAUAGUAUUUACAUAGAAUAUAUCGAGAUUUGGUGUCUGCUUAUAGACAUUAUAGUGCCUAUUCACCAAGUGGUGAUAUUUGGAGUAUUUCCUUAAAUGUCUUCACUGAUAUUUUUUAGUCUUCUUUCGUUGACAAUAAGUCAUACCUCUUGAAAGAUUUGGAUAUAUCAUUUAGAUAGACUACAUCCAAAUACAUCAACCAAACUAGAACAUCCACUUCUCACGCAUUAUUAAGACAUCAAUUUAUUGAAAUUUUAGUUAGAAUGUCUAUGGACAAAUAUUGCAAACAACCCCUUUUGAUGACUCCAAUUGAAGCCUUGUAGAAGGUUUACGAAGUAGAUGGAUUACAGAAGAAAAUCGAGAGUGUUCAAGAAUCUCAGACUUGGCGAGAUGUGUACUAUUGGAGUAUGGAAUGCAACAGAGUGAUCUCAAACAAUUCAUCGGUUCUCAGGUAGUUGUAUCAAGAAUGUGUAUAGAUGAGAUCAUUAAACUAUUUCACCAAUAAGACUUUUGCAUCUCCUCAAUCCUUUAAAGAAUUAUUCAAUAGAGCUGGACUGAUUAAUGAUGUCAAUGCAGAGAGAAAUGUAUUGAUUGCAUUUGCAUUAAGUGUGCCCCUCGUACUAGAUGAAAUCAAUUAAGAUAGAUAGAUUUAGAUGAGUUUCUAAGAAUUUGUUGAAGCAUUGGCUCGAGUGGCUGAAAAAUAUGGGUAGAACAAAUCAGUGAUCAGCUCAGAAUAAUUGGCAUUGAAAUUAUAACACAUCAUAGGAUAAUUACAGGAGUAUUACCAGAUUGUAGACGAGAACAAAAUAAUCAUUCCAUAGAUGAGACAAUCCAAGAAGUAAACCAACUUCCUCCAAGAAAAUGUUACUAAAUUAUUGUAUGAGAUAGAUGGAUCACCCGUCAAUGCCCCAUAAAUCUAUGAAUUUGAUUUUGUAGAAUGAUUAAAACAUAAUAUAUUUAGUCAAUUAAUCUAAAUCAUAUAUUGUACUA